Messenger RNA from Diceros bicornis minor, 1778 nucleotides. It is a transcript of the gene CARS2, whose product is annotated as cysteinyl-tRNA synthetase 2, mitochondrial. Bases 272 to 1726 code for a protein of 484 amino acids. The record is from RefSeq and is a predicted model, not a curated record. Gene Ontology annotation, biological process: cysteinyl-tRNA aminoacylation. The transcript has 13 exons. NCBI's taxonomy places the organism in Eukaryota, Metazoa, Chordata, Mammalia, Perissodactyla, Rhinocerotidae. Gene Ontology annotation, cellular component: cytoplasm. Gene Ontology annotation, molecular function: cysteine-tRNA ligase activity; ATP binding.
CCCUGGGAUGGUGGGGCGCGCUGGGGAAGGUGGCGCUGGAAGGACUGGGGACCCAGGGUUUUCCGGGACAGUGCUCUGUGUUGAAAGCGGGGUUGGUUUCUCAGCUGGAAAGCGUUUAAUAAGUAAUAAAAUACGUUGGAAAUACCUUUAAAGACACUGUGGUGUAGUCGCAGUGAUUCACAGGGUUUGGCUAUGAAUUUAGCUAUUCUAGUUAUAGAACCCCGGCUAUGCAUUCUCCAAAAGCAGUUACUUAAAAAAAAGACAUGGUUAUAUGAGAAUCAUAACAGAACGGAUGUCCUUUCUUGCAAAUAAGUUUCACGUGGAUUUUACCUUUGUUCCUAGGUAUAGCUGUGGACCCACUGUCUACGAUCAUGCACACCUUGGCCAUGCUUGCUCCUAUGUUCGAUUUGAUAUAAUUCGAAGGAUCCUAACCAGGAUUUUUGGAUGCAACAUCAUCAUGGUGAUGGGAAUUACAGACGUGGAUGACAAAAUAAUCAAAAGAGCCCGUGAGAUGAACGUAUCACCCACUUCUCUCGCCAGUCUUUAUGAGGAGGAUUUCAAACAAGAUAUGGCAGCCUUGAAGGUCCUCCCACCAACAGUGUACCUGAGGGUAACCGAAAAUAUACCUCAGAUAAUUUCUUUCAUUGAAGGGAUAAUUGCUAAAGGCCAUGCUUAUUCAACAGCAAAAGUUGAUUCUGACAAGCGGCAUGCCAGCGACUUUGCCCUGUGGAAGGCGGCCAAACCGCAGGAGAUGUUUUGGGCCUCUCCGUGGGGAAACGGAAGACCUGGCUGGCAUAUCGAAUGUUCCACCAUCUCAAGUCUGGUGUUUGGAAGUCAACUGGAUAUCCAUUCAGGGGGGAUAGAUCUGGCUUUUCCACAUCAUGAAAAUGAAAUCGCCCAGUGCGAGGUCUUUCAUCAGUGUGAGCAGUGGGGAAAUUAUUUCCUGCAUUCUGGGCAUUUGCACGUGAAAGGCAAAGAAGAAAAAAUGUCCAAAUCACUGAAAAACUACAUCACUAUUAAGGACUUUCUGAAGACGUUUUCCGCCGAUGUCUUCCGUCUCUUCUGCAUGCGGAGCAGCUACAGGUCAGCCAUCGACUACAGCGAUGGCACCAUGCUCGAGGCGAAGCACCUCCUCCUGGCCACAGCUGCCUUCGUCGAGGAUGCGCGGGCCUACAUGAAGGGGCAGCUGGUGUGCGGCCCCGUCAGGGAAGACGUGCUAUGGGAGAGGCUCAGCCACACCAAGGGGGCUGUGAAGGCUGCCCUGGCAGACGACUUCAACACGCCCGGGGCCGUGGACGCUGUCAUGGACCUCAUUCACCACGGGAACAGACAGCUGAAGGCGGUCACCAAGGAGCCUGGUGGUCCUAGAAGUCCUGCUGUGUUCGGCUCCAUCGUGUCCUACGUCGAGCAGUUUUUUGAGACUGUUGGAAUUUCUCUGGCAGACCGACAGUUUGUUUCAGGGGACAGCAGCUCGGCCACUCUGCACAGCGUGGUGGAGGAGCUGGUCCGGUUCCGGCUCAAGGUCCGGCAGUUUGCCCUGGCCACGGGCGAGGCCACCAGGGAGACCCGGAGGCAGCAGCUGCUGGAGAGGCAGCCGCUGCUGGAGGCGUGUGACGCCCUGCGCCAGGACCUGGUCGCCCAUGGCAUCAGCAUCAAGGACAGGAGCAGCACAUCCACAUGGGAACUGCUGGGUCAGAGGGCAGAAGACCACAAACCAGGGAGCUGAGGACGCAUUCUGUGCCUGCUUACGAUGCAAUAAAAGCUUUAUAUUCAAGUUG